Messenger RNA from Condylostylus longicornis, 4052 nucleotides. RefSeq names its product cohesin subunit SA-2 (gene SA1). Gene Ontology annotation, cellular component: nucleus; chromatin; cohesin complex. Gene Ontology annotation, molecular function: chromatin binding. Gene Ontology annotation, biological process: sister chromatid cohesion. The transcript has 11 exons. Bases 139 to 3507 code for a protein of 1122 amino acids. The record is from RefSeq and is a predicted model, not a curated record. Lineage: Eukaryota; Metazoa; Arthropoda; Insecta; Diptera; Dolichopodidae.
CUUUGUAAUAUAGGAGAAAAAUAAAAUAGUGAGAAGCGCGUUAAAUUUUUGUUGUAAAUAAACAAGAAUUUUGUUAUAAUUUGCAAAACACAAAAAUCUUUUUCCAUAGGAUUCAAAGUUGGAAAAAUUAGCAUUAAAAUGAUGCAAAGACGAGGUGGAAAACGAAUACGUAUGGAUGAUCCGAUUCCUGAAUAUGAGGAAGGCGGGCAAAAUUUAAAUGAAAGUUUCUCGGAUGGCGCCGAGGCAGAAGUUGCAGGAAAACGUAUGACUCGCUUAAGAGCAAGGGGUGGAGUUCGAGAUAAACCACCUAUUAUUGAUGAAGAUGAAGACGAUUUCUUUACUCCAGUAGUAGUUAAAAAACGCAAAACCCCUGCCAAAAAGGCACCGCAAGAAAAACCUCGCAAACCCGAAAAAGAAAAAGUUGUUAAAGAGAAAGAAAUUGAAUAUUAUGACAUAGAACGAGAUGUAACAACUGAUGAGACAAGUUUAUAUUUUAUUAUAAGACAUUCCAGAUCGGCAAUUGCUAGCAUAGUUGAUGAUUGGAUUGAAAGUUAUAAAACCAAUAGAGAUACAGCAUUAAUAGCUCUUAUGCAGUUUUUUAUAAAUGCAAGUGGUUGUAAGGGGAAAAUUACUGCUGAAAUGCAACAAACAAUGGAGCACACAGCAAUUAUUCGGAAAAUGACAGAAGAAUUUGAUGAGGAAAGUGGCGAAUAUCCUUUAAUAAUGCCUGGUCAGCAAUGGAAAAAAUUCAAAAUGAAUUUCUGUGAUUUCGUUCAAACUUUGGUUAAGCAAUGUCAGUAUGCAAUUAUUUAUGAUCAAUUUUUAAUGGAUAACGUAAUUUCACUCUUAACUGGUUUGUCUGAUUCUCAAGUACGAGCUUUUCGUCACACAGCAACUUUAGGAGCUAUGAAGCUUAUGACAGCUCUUGUGGACGUUGCUCUUUUGGUAUCAGUAAAUUUCGAUAACGCUGCAAGGCAGUAUGAAGCAGAGCAUGUGAAAAGUCGUGAUAAACGAGCACCUGAACGUCUUGAAUCUUUGAUGUCAAAGCGGGCAGAAUUGGAGGAAAAUAUGGAUGAAAUAAAAAAUAUGUUGACAUAUAUGUUCAAAUCAGUAUUUGUGCAUAGAUAUCGUGAUACGUUACCCGAUAUUAGGGCUAUUUGUAUGACUGAAAUUGGUGUUUGGAUGCAGAACUUUUCACAAAAUUUUUUGGAUGAUUCUUAUUUGAAGUAUAUUGGUUGGACAUUACAUGACAAAAUUGGGGAAGUUCGACUUCGCUGUUUACAAGCAUUACUGCCUCUGUAUAAUUGUGAGGAGUUAAAAGGAAAACUUGAAUUAUUUACUUCAAAGUUCAAAGAUCGUAUCGUUGCAAUGACAUUGGAUAAAGAAUUUGAAGUGGCCGUUCAUGCUGUAAAAUUGGUUAUAAGUAUUCUUAAGAUUCACCCAGAUAUUUUGACCGAUAAGGACUGUGAAAUUGUGUAUGAGUUAGUCUAUUCGUCUCAUCGUGGUGUAGCACAAGCAGCAGCAGAGUUUUUGAAUGUUCGAUUAUUUCAUUUAACUGAUGAAUUGGAAGUCUAUAAAACUAAGCGUGGGAAAAAACGUCUGCCAAACACACCGUUAAUAAGAGAUUUAGUUCAGUUUUUUAUAGAAUCAGAAUUACAUGAACAUGGUGCAUAUUUGGUGGACUCGUUUAUUGACAAUAAUCCGAUGGUUAAGGAUUGGGAGUGUAUGACUGAUUUGCUUUUAGAAGAACCUGGGCCAAAUGAAGAGGUUUUAGAUAAUAAACAAGAGUCAACCUUAAUUGAAAUUAUGGUUAGUAGUAUUAAACAAUCUGCUACAGGAGAAGCUCCUGUUGGAAGAGGGAGCAAUCGAAAAGUUACGUUAAAUGCAAAGGAAGUAAAAGCAAUACAAGAUGACAAAGUAAAACUCACAGAACAUUUUAUUAUUACAUUACCACCUCUUUUAGAAAAAUAUCAAGCAGAUGCUGAAAAAUUAACUAAUUUGUUAGCUGUUCCACAAUAUUUUGAAUUAGAUAUAUAUACAACAUCAAGGCAGGAAGCAAAUUUGCAAAGUUUACUAGAUAAAAUGAGUCACAUAAUGUCAAUUCACACAGACCGUGAAGUUCUAGAAACUUGCUCAAAAACGCUUGAAUAUUUAUGUACUGAAGGAACAGCAACAUAUACCAGAUGUGACAUUGCAAGAGGAAAUAUUAUUGAUCAGUGUGUAAACAAAUACAAAGAAGCUAUUGAUGACUGGAGAAAUCUAAUUGCAGGUGAAGAGCUCCCUAAUGAAGAUGAAAUAUACACUAUUAUAAUCUCAUUGAAAAACGUCUCAAUUUUAUAUUCCUGUCAUAAUUUAAAUCCAUGGAAUUUGUUCGAUUCAAUAUAUCAAGAUAUAGAUGAAAGUCAAAUGCGUAACAAUACAGAGAGGGGUCUUCCAAAUGAAGCCUUAGUUUAUUGUAUUGAAGCUUGCUUCUUUUCUAUUACGUGGGCCCUUUAUCAUAUUGAAAAUAAUUGUGAAACUUCAAGUAUUGAAUCGUCAUGUAAUGAACUGCGUAUUAAUUUGAAUAAGUAUAUAAAUGCUUGUUGCGAGUUAAUUAAAUAUGGGAAAACCUCAACAAUACGUGAAGCUGCAUAUAUGUCUGUUUGUGACCUCUUUAUAAUAUUUUCUGAUCAACUUUCCACAAAUGAAAACCGAACAGUUCGUACUUUGGAAUAUAAACCCUCAGUUGAACAACAAUCUAUAUUAAAUCAAUUUUUAAUUCAGAAUGUUUUUACACUUCUGCAAGAAGAGGGACACGACGAAACGAGAAUUGAAGAAUUACACAAAAAGCGAAAUUUUUUGGCAGCUUAUUGCAAGUUAAUUGUUUAUAACAUAAUUCCAACUAAAUCUGCAGCUGACGUUUUUCGACAUUACCUCAAAUGCUAUAAUGAAUAUGGAGAUAUAAUAAAAACGACAUUGGGCAAAGUACGUGAAAUAAAUAAAAUAAAUUUUUCGAUGACCUUAUGUUUAAGUUUGGUAACAGCAUUUAAAGAACUACAACAAUUAUCUGAAAAUAAUAUUACUGGAAAAUUAUUACAAGAAUUCAAUGAGUUAAAAGAACUGGCGAAACGAUUUGCAUUAUCAUUUGGUUUAGAUGCCGUCAAAAAUCGUGAACCAAUGAUAGCUUUACACCGAGCUGGAAUUUUAUUCGCGGUCCAAGAAAUUCCAGAGGAUCCAGUUGCUGCCCCAAGCAAUUUACUUUUCUUAGAUAUUUUAAAUGAAUUCACAAAUAAAUUGAUAAAACAAGAUAAAAAAGUAAUGCUAAGUUUUUUGGAUCGUCGAAUAUCACCUGGUAUGCCAUCCAGCAGAAGUGAUGAAUGGCAGCCUUUAGUUUCAUAUCGUAAUUCUUUGUUACAUGGUGAAUCAGAUCAAACUCAGGCACCUAAGAAAGCUUACAAUAGGAAACGUGCCGAUCAUGAUGAUGAAGAUGAAGAGGAUGACGAACACGAUGCAGAUUAUAGAGCUUAAGUGAAUUUCUCUUAAUUUAGCUACUAUUGAAUAUUUGUUAUGAUAUAUUUUUAAAAUUUUCCACCCUUAUAUUAUAUAUAAAAAUAGUUUUUAUAUAAAAUAUUGCUUAAUUGAGUCGGGGCACGAUGAACCUUUUUUGUAGAUAAUUAAAAGAGAAAAAUAAAACAAUUUCAAACGAGAAAAAUGGUAUUCCCUGUAUUUUCAAUGGCUUUUAGAAGUUAUAAUUAUUGUGCUACUUGUUUUUUGAUUUAAUGGUUAUCAAUUCAUCUGUUGAAACAAUCCUGAUCAUUCUACCUAUAACAUCGGCCUUCGUUUGAAUAAGAUUAUUUUCAUGUUUUUCAUACGAAUGCAUUAAUGCAAUUUUAGAUUGAUUUGCCACUGAUUUGGAAGUUUCAUUUUUUAUAUUAGGAGAAAAUUCUAUAUCAUCACACUGAUCAGUUAUGAAUUUUAAAUUUUUUAUUGAAAGAGCAUUUUUGAUAAUUUUCACAGCAUUUUUUGCUAUUGAAAAUUUUAAAAUUUCUUUUCGCUUUCCGAAAAAUUCGUUU